Messenger RNA from Insectozyma verbasci, 5940 nucleotides. NCBI's taxonomy places the organism in Eukaryota, Fungi, Ascomycota, Pichiomycetes, Serinales, Debaryomycetaceae. The record is from the annotation of a GenBank genome assembly.
AUGGACAGACGACCUUCUUAUAAUACAAUUGCACAAUCAAGAGAAGAAUUUUAUAAUUUAGAUUAUCCAAAUACUAUUGAUAAAUUAAAAUUUGAUGUAAGCUCGAGAUUUUAUUCAAGAUCAAAACAAAGAACUUUAAAUUUGACAAAAUUAUUACCUUACAAUGUUGAAAGUGAACAAGAUAAAGCAAAGUUUUUAAGUCAUAUUGUUUCUCAUUUAUAUAUUGCUAUUAAAACAUUGGAUAUUCAAGGUGUGCUACUGGUAAGUGCUAAAGAUCUUGCAAAUAUAAAAGAAAUUUCAGAUGUUGAUAUGACUAUGGAAACUGAUUUAUUUGAAGGUAGUUAUGAUUCUGAUGAAUCUAUGGAAUCAGAAGUAUUUGAUGAAGAAGGUGAAAAUGAUACUGAAACUACAAGUCAACAUAAAAAAUCUCCUAAAUCAGCAGCUGUUGUAAAUGUUAGAACUUGGACUCAUGAAUUAUUAGUGUGGAUGAAAAUGAAGUAUGACAUGCCUAUAAGUUUAAGAAUUAGUUUAGUCCGAGUUUAUUAUGCACUUUGUUUAACUCGUGGUCAAUCUAUUAACAUGAAACUUUAUGUAAAAGUAUUUGAAAUACUUACAAAAAAUUAUCGUGAUUUGUAUAAAUAUGGUUUAAGAUUAGAGCAUGAAGAUUUACUUCAAGAGUUUUUAAAUUUAUUUCCAUCGGUUAAUCCAAGUAUAAUAAAUUAUGAAAAAAAAGAUCAAAAACAACUCAGUCGUUUAGCAACAAGAGCUUCGUAUUUUUUUGAUAAAUCAUGUUUGCCAUACUUAUAUAAACAAAUUGGUUGCCAUUUUUCAUCAACUUCUUUAUUAGUCAUGACAUGUUUUUCAAUGUUACCCAAUUUUUUCAAUGAAUCAAUUGAUGAAAAUGAUAUACGUUAUUAUAUUGGGUCUUUUUUUUAUAUGUGGAUGAAAAUUAAUAAAAUUCAAGGCUUUGAUGCCCAAGUAACUUCAAGAUUAGGUGCUAUGUCAAUGGCUGCAUUAGCUGAAAAUGUGAGAUUAGGAGAAUAUGGUAUUUAUACAAAAGAACAAAUGGAAUUUUUAUUCAAUACAUUACUUAAUAGUUUGAGUAUAAUGAAUAGAAAAUAUUCAUCACAUAAAUUAAAAUAUUUUCAUGGAUAUGCUUCUGCUAUUGUUUAUUCUAUUAGUUCAUCGAGUAAUGAAAUUAUUCAACAUUUAAAAACUUUAGUAAAUGCAAUUGAAAGUUAUGUACAUCCUUCCAAUACAGGAGAUUGGACAAGACCAAUAUCGAAAUUGGUAAUUGCAUUUGUUUACCAAUUUCAUAAACGUUAUAAUUCUGAAAAUCAACCAAAGGAAACUUUAUUUGAAUUAUCUACCGAAACGAAAUUGACUAAAUCAAUAGUUAAAGAAUUUGUCAAUAUUUUUCUUCCAGUUGUAAAAAUUGGUAUACAAUCCAAACUGGAAAGUGCAACUGAUGAUUACAUUGCAGCAUUACAAUUAUUAGGGUUGUUGGAUCCAGAAUAUGUUUUAGAAAAUACUUUAUUGGAUAUUUAUGAAUCACUAGAAGGAGUUAUUGCAACACAUAGAGUUUCGAUAGCAUUGAGGGCUUUAGGUGCGUUAUCUAGAGUAUUAGUUUCCACACCUAUAUAUCGAGUACAUGUUACAAGAUUACUUUCAUUAGCUAUACCGGGUAUUGAUUCAAAUGAUUUGGGAAAAACUGUUGUUACCUUUGAAUUUUUUUCAGCAAUUGCCAAUUAUACUCCAAUUUAUGAUUUAACUGAAGGUGAAGGAAAUCCAUCAUUAGCUUUAGAAUUUACUCAAGAGCAUUUAGAACAUUUAAGAAGAAAAAUUUAUAAUGAUGUUGAAUUUCCUAUUGAUGAACAAUUGGAGAUUGAUGCAUUAAAAUCAUCAACCUCCGCUUAUCGUGAAUUAAUAAGUAGUUUACUACAAAAGUUGUUCACUUUAUUUGAAAAUUUACCUGAUCCUGAAAAAAGUUCAAGUUUUGAGAGUGAUUUAUCUAGAGUUUUACCAAAAUAUUUAUUUAUAAUUUUCGAGUCAAUUUCAGAUGAUUUAUUCAAAGGUUUUAAAAAUGAAUUUUUUGAUUUUAUUUUUAAUAAUACUUAUCAUUUAGCCUCAACUGCAGUAGCUGAUAUUUGUGGUGGAAUUGUUAAAAGAGCUCCCAAGUGUUUCAAAAAGCAUGCACGUUUAUUGAUGGAGAAAAUUAGGGAGGAAAUCGAUGAAAAUGGAGCUGGUAAAAGUCAAGAAGUUGUUUCAAAAGAUCAUGCAUUAGAGUGGUAUCUAACAAUUUUAGGCGAAUGUGUUGGAAAUGCAGGCUCUCAAAUAACAAGUAUGGAAGACUUGAGGUCAUUUUCAUUUUAUUUAAUGGAUAAUGUUAGAGGAGUUUUAUCAUAUCAAUCAAAUUAUUUUAUAAAUCAAGUUCUACAAACUGUUACCAAAAUAAGGUUAUUAGAAUCUAGAUUAAUUUCACCUGAAUAUCAAAAGAACUUUGGAAUUACAGAAAAAUGCUGGGGAGGAUUUUGGAAUCAAGAUUUUAGAUUUUCAAAAGAAAACACUACAUUCCAAUGGUUUAUACCUGAUGAAAAAGAUGUUACAUUUGCAAUUGAUUUUUUCAAUAGUCAUGUUAGUAAAGCAUUGGACGGAAUCAAAGGAAUUAUCGACACUCAUGACUCCAAUAUAAAAGCUACUACUAAAUCUUUAGAGGAUUUAAAGGCAUACCUUGCCAGUCUCUCUUAUUGUUUAUCAGGGGUCUCAUUUUUAUUAGAUCCUUGUUUCGAAGAGUAUAUUCCUAAAAGUACAGAAUCAAUACAGCAAAGAUUGCAACUACUUAAACAAAUUAGAGAAAAUAAAGGUUCUACACAAAAAGAUAUAGUUUAUGAUAUGGAACAAAUUAUAAAUGAUUUAGAAGAAUCAUUUAGUCCAGAUACAUCAAAAAUUGAAGAAACUCCGUCAAGACCUUCCUCAGUUGAGUUAGAUAAUUCACCAGUUGAAUCAGGUAGAAAUACUCCACAAAUCGAAGGUUUUGCUGUCAACACUAAUCCGGUUUUAACAUUUAGAGAAAGAAGUUUAUAUACAUCCAAUUACUUUUUCAAGGAAAAAACAGAUUUAUAUUUUAAAGUUCAUAAAAUUAGAAGUCUUAUUGGUAAAUGUUUGCAAGUUGUUUAUAAUUUUCUUAUAGACAACUUUGGUGAUAAUAUAAAAGUUUUUGAAUCAUAUUUACAAGUAAUUCAAGUUUGGUUUGCAAAUGUUGGAAGGGAACGAUCUUUAGGUCCUAGUAAUGCAACUAUUAGCUAUGCAUAUUUAUGCUACACUCAAACAAUUAAUAGAAUGAGAAAACCAUUUACAAGAAUUGCAAUAGGAGCUAGAUUAGAAUCAUAUCAACUGUUUAGAUUAGCUUUUCAUGCAACUCCAAGAACAGAAACAAGUUUAGAUAAAGCUUUAUUAGAGAAAUUAACCAAAUUAUCUGUAUCUACAUAUUCGAAUCUUGCAGCUAUGGCGCAAUCGAAUUUAAUUGAAGCUAUAAAAAGAGUCACAGGUGCAUAUAAUAUAAUUGUUAAAACUGGUUUCAAAGAAUUAGAAGAAGCUUUGAAGAAUGGUAAGCCUAAAAAAAUUGAAAGCUGUUUAAAAUUAUUUCAUGUAAAGAAAAUCAAACUGAAAUUACAACUUGAUGUCAAUUAUAUUCAAAGAUAUGUCGAUUUAUUACAUCAAUGUUUCAAAGUGGAUGAUUCAGAUGUACAAAAAAUCGCAAACUCUUUGUAUUCAGGAGUCAAACAUUUCUUUUUACCCAGUUCUGUUUGCAUCAUUAAAAGUAUCGAGAUGAUUAGACCACCAGAUCCAUAUAUUGAUUUAGAAAUACAAGCUUUACAAUUAGCCAAAGACAAAAAGAGAAGACAAUUUUUUGAAACUUGGGAAAAAUUACAAGAUAAAAUUAUCAAUUAUAAAUGUUCACAUUGGAAAACUACUUUGAUAAAUUUAGAAUUAUUGGAGCAUUUACAAUCUCAUUUCAGUAUUCAAACUAGAAAAGAAUCUUUGAAUUUAUUACUAGAAGAAGCUAUUAAUGAUCAUCCCGUUAUAUCUAGACUUGCAUUACAAGGUAUUACAAGGGGUAUAAGCAAGUUAAUUUACUUAUCAAGUUAUGACUAUGAUUUGAAAAAUGCAUUUGAUUUGUAUUACAAAACACAAGUUAGAACUAUUGAUACUUCAGAUUCUUAUUUUGAAACUUUUAAAAAAGAAAUGAAUAAACCAACGUAUUUUGUUGAUACAAAACCAGAUGUAGGGUGGUUGUUUUGGAACUCAACAUUAACGGUAAGUGAUACGAAAAAAGUUGAAUUAAAACCUAAAGAUUUCAAUGUUGCUCAAUUAAAUAUUGAUAAAGAAUGGUUUUCCAAAGUUGUAAAAUCUUGGAUAACAGAUGCAGAAACUCAUUCUUCAUUUCAAAUUGGUGAUGUAUUUUUGUCAGCUACCGUUACAUUCUUAAUAAGUUAUGGAUGGAUACCGCUUAAAUUUACGGAAUUAUUUGAAAUUAUUGAACAAGUUUAUGUUUUUGAUGAAAAAUCAUCUCAUUUAGUUGUUAGUGAGUUAAUAUCUGGUAUAUUGAUUGCCUCAAAAUAUUUAACACCUGAAAUGGAAGAACAACGUGACAAUUUUAUUGCACCGUUUUUGACUAGAAUUUUCGACGAUGUCAGUCCUGACACCAGCGGUGUUUGGACCGUGUUCUUGUUGUGGAAUCCGUCUCAUACGGAUUCUCGAAGAUAUAAAAAUAUCUCGGAUAUCAUUUUAACAUUCAAGUCAUCAGAUUCCCCAUUUAAAGAAUCAAGUAGACUUUCAUAUAUUAGAAGUAUGAUUUCAUCAAUCUCAUGGAGACUUGGAGAUCCUGAAAAAUAUUUAGAUUUAUGUUUACAAAAUUUAAAUCAUAGAUAUGCAACUGUUAGAAAUGAAGUUGGUAAUUUAAUGGCUGUUUUGUCGUUGAUUUACUAUGUUCAAUCAAUUGACAGUAGUGAAAAAUUUUUAACGCAAAAACAUCCAUUAUAUAGAGAUAGUAUAUUUAUUGCAAACGUUGGCAAAAUUUUUGAUCAAGUUGAAAUUUGGAGGAAAGAAGUAAUUCAUUUAUCACCACAAGAAAUUUUAAAUACAAAUUAUAUUUAUGCAGCAACAACUGUUUUACAAUGGUUAAGACAACAAUUGAAUACAAAUUUUUGCAUAAUGUUCGAACAAUUUUUAGAUUAUGUUGUUCCAUUUUUAUUAAAUUUAAUUGAUUUGAAAGAAGUUUGUCAAUUAGGUAAUAUUGAUCCAAUUACAGUUUUAAAAAAAUUAUCACAAAUCCCAUUUACAAAUUUAGAAAAAGUUAUAAAUAUAUUAUCCAUUUCAAAUUUAAAUUUAAUUCAAACAUUAGUAUUUGGUGAGUUUAUGGAAACAGUUUAUUUCAAAAACUUAUUUAAAUUAACAUUGGAACAAAGAGAAAAAGUGUUUGAAUUAUGUAAUUCUAGAUUAUCUCAUAAACUGGUCGAAGUCAGAGAAGCUGCAGCAGAGUCAUUAUCUGGAUUAAUUCAUAUUUCACCAAAUAUUGAAACUUUUGUAAACAAUUUAUCAAAAGAAUUUACAAAGGAGCUUGAUAAAACUCGAAGAAAUAAAUCAAAAGGAUUUACAAAUGAUGAUAUAAUUAAAUUACAUGGAGCUACAUUAGGUCUCGGAGCUUUAGUUCAUGCAUUUGCAUUUCAAUCGCCGCCACCACCAUGGGUACCGGAAAUUUUAACAACAAUUGCAAAUAAAUGUACUGGAUUACCAGGAGUUAUUGGUAAGACUGCAAAAGAAUCCUUAGGUAAAUUUAAAAAGAAUCGUCAAGAUAGUUGGCAUAUUGAUAGUAAAAUUUUUAGUGAAGAACAAAUUCAAGAUUUAGAAGGAGUUUUAUGGAAAAGUUAUUUUAUCUAA